This is a messenger RNA of Octopus sinensis (East Asian common octopus), 967 nucleotides long. Its product is annotated as spectrin beta chain-like. The coding region runs from base 74 to 967 and encodes 297 amino acids. Gene Ontology annotation, cellular component: cell projection; plasma membrane; actin filament bundle. The transcript is spliced from 5 exons. The record is from RefSeq and is a predicted model, not a curated record. Gene Ontology annotation, molecular function: actin lateral binding. NCBI's taxonomy places the organism in Eukaryota, Metazoa, Mollusca, Cephalopoda, Octopoda, Octopodidae. Gene Ontology annotation, biological process: actin filament bundle assembly; actin cytoskeleton organization.
CAGCGAUAUUUUUGAUCUCAGCAGUUCACUAAACAACAUAAUUAAUAAUCGAUCCCAAUUAUUGGAUCAGGCCAUGUUAGAAUAUAAUUUCAAUGUGGAUGUUGAAGCUGUGGCCAAUUGGUUGACUAGUUUAGAAAAAAUGUUAUCUGCUGCUAAUGAAAUUGAGAAUGUCGAAGAUUUGAUGGUAGAGAUUGGCCGAAAUGAGUAUAUCAGCACUGAACUCAGUGACAUGGAAAGCAUUAUGGUCGAUUUAGAAAACAGGGUCAAUGAACUAACAUAUAAUCACCUUAAUGGUGAAGCUAUUAAAUCUAAAUAUUCAUCUUUGACUGACCGAAAUGUGCUGCUUGCGACUGCCCUGGCUCGAAAUAAAAAUGAGACAGAUUCUGCUUCGAGGGGGAUCGUUAUGAAGUUACGCUAUGAUGAUAUUCUUGAGUGGAUGAAUAACUUCAAGGCACGUUUGAAUGAUCCCUAUUAUGGUUGCUUGAUUUUAAUGAUUUUAGGUUCGACAUUGGCAGAAAUUAUCAGGCUCAUUAAAGAAAACGAGAAGGUUGAUGAUACUUUGAAUACAUAUCGAAACCUUUCCCAGCAACUUUUGAAAGAUGUGGAAGCAGAAUCUUCUUUGUACGUUAAAAGAACAAAUCUAUACGAGAGAGUAAUGGAAUUGGGAGAUAGUUGGGAAGAAUUAUUGAAUAUUUAUAAUGUGCGUAGACAACAUUUGGAGCAAGCGCAUGAUGUCUAUGAUUAUUACUACGAAGUAAGGGAGGCGAUGAACUGGCUUGAAGAAGUAGAAAUGUGUUACACCACAUCUUAUCUCAAUGACGAAGAUGUCCAUUUAUUGCACAUUGACCGUGUUAAACAGCUUAUGGAUCAAGUUGUUAGUUUUGGAACACGAAUUGAUGAAUUGUCAGAUAAAGCUCAGCAAUUUAAUGUCAUAGGAAACAAUUUUAUUUCUAGAUUCAAGAGUUGA